CAUCGGUGCAAAUUAUAAGUCUGUAUCAUAAUGUCUGGUGUUUUCGUGUUUGUUGGUUUGUUUUUAUUUUGUUUUAUUUUGCGAGUUGGUUAUUAGAUGCUGCUCCAGCGAGCCAGAGAAUCGUCCGCCGCUCCGCCCUUAUGGUCAUGCGAGAGUACAUGGGUGAAUAUCCUCACAACACCAGCGGGCGGAGCAGGGCGGAGCCGACAUGGGCGGGUCAAAUGGAGACGAGCUCUGGGAAUGUUGGAUAUGUGGUAAGAGAUCGGAUCUACCUUGAUCAGCGGCGCGGCUAUGUUGCUAUUGGAAGUUGUCCCUACUAUAGGGCAUGCUUUGAGCUUUAGCUGCGGAACAAACACGAACUAAAUAAUGUACACGACAGAGCGCAGGCGAAUGAGCCUGCGGGACUCAAAGAGGAAGGAUCCAGUACGCGUGUCCGCUGGAAGUUUGUGGCAGGACUCUUUGGUGUUAGAGCUGAGCGCCAGCAACGGCUCGGGUAAACAGAUCGUUUCUCCGCGGAGUCGAACCAGAGCAGUGUCAGUGGCAUACAUUGUCAACGAGGACGCGUCAGUGCCGCACACCGAAGAAAACUUAUCACUGAAGUGUCUGAAGGAAGCCUGCGCGGACGCACACGCUGUUCUCAAAACGAUUUCAUUUGACAGAAUUUCCCAAGGCACUACUGACAUUCUGGACAGUUUCUACAAUGCAGAUGUUGCAGUGGUGGAAAUGAGCGACACCUUUUGCCAGCCUUCCCUUUUCUACCAUCUUGGAGUGAGGGAAAGUUUCAGCAUGACUAAUAACAUCAUUCUGUAUUGUUUUAAGCAAGAUAGUGAUCUGCAAGCUCAUAAGGAGCAAUGCGGAAGUUACACCUUCAUCCCAUAUGUAGUGUCACCUCAGGGCAAAGUGUUUGCCUGUGACGUCACCAUGAUGACUUGUAUCAAAGACCUGAUGCAACCUAGUUUCCAGCUGGAGCCGCUGCUCGUCCCCCUGGUUGAGAAACUGGUGCAUCUGCUGAACAAUGUGCAGAUUCAGUCCAGUGAGUACUUCCGGGAGUCAAUCAGGCAUGAGAUUCGCAUGGCACGGGAGCGGUUCAGCGGCAGAGCCUUGAGCGAGGAGUUAAACCACAUCCAGCAACGCCUGGAUAGUGUAGAUCUGCUUUCUCCGGAUAUUGUAAUGAACCUAUUAUUGUCCUACAGGGACGUUCAGGAUUACGAUGCCAUGAUAAAACUGGUGGAGACUCUGGACAACCUGCCUAUGUGUCAGGUGGCGAAGCAUCAGAAUAUCAAGUUUCACUAUAUAUUUGCUCUAAACAGGAGGAAUAAGCCCGGAGAUCGUGAAAAGGCUUUGAAAGAAAUUCUGCCAAUUGUGGAGUCAGGGAACAAGGUGGCAUCAGAUGUCUACUGCCUGUGUGGACGCAUCUACAAGGACAUGUUCAUGAGCUCAGCGUUCACUGAUGAGUCCAGCAGAGACCAGGCCUGCUAUUGGUAUGGGAAAGCCUUUGAGACAGAGCCAACUCUUCACUCGGGCAUCAACAAUGUGGUCCUCCUGAUAGCAGCUGGCCAUGAAUUUGAGACGUCUAUAGAGUUGCGCAAACUAGGUGUGACUUUAAGCACCCUGCUGGGUAGAAAGGGUAGUCUGGAGAAGAUGAAGGACUACUGGGAUGUAGGUUUCUACCUUGGAGCAAACAUUCUUGCAGGUGAAUACAGGAAAGUCAUUGAGGCCUCUGAGAAGCUCUACAGACUCACGGCCCCUGUUUGGUAUGUGGCGUCUAUUAUGGAGACAUACAUCCUGUACCGUCGGUUUGCCAAGUUACCUGAAGUGAGAUCUCCUAAACAAGAUACAGUGGACUUCUGGAUGGAGCUGCUUUUGCAGACCUGUAAACCCACUGCCUCAUCAAACUGUUGUCCAGUGCUCAUUCUAGAACCCAGUAAAGUCUUCCAACCAGCUAUUGUGUCUGUGAACGAGGAGGACCAAAGUCGCACUGUCCAGCUAAAACACGCCACACGCUUAAAGAAGGGCUUAAACCAAUGGACUUUCCAAGCAUCUGAAAUUCGGGGAGUGAGUGCUUCAAAGAUUGAUGAGCGGAGCUGCUUUCUGUAUGUCCACUACAACUCGGAUGAUUUCCAGCUCUGCUUCCCAUCUGAGAUUCACUGUAAAGGUUUCUGUGAGUUGGUAAACUCCCUUCUCCAGGAGGCUGAAAACCAUGUUCAAGAUAUAGAACAUACACUCGGAGAAAUACUAGAGUAUAUCUAUGAGACCAAUGAGAAUGGUGACAAGGUAAUACUUGGUAAAGGAACUUAUGGCGUAGUGUACGCUGGAAGGGACCUGAGCAACCAAGUACGCAUCGCCAUCAAAGAGAUCCCCGAGAAGGACAGCACGUAUUCUCAGCCCCUGCAUGAGGAGAUUGCUCUGCACAAGAGGCUUAAACACAGGAAUAUUGUCCAGUACCUGGGCUCUGUCAGUCAGGAUGGUUUCAUCAAGAUCUUCAUGGAAGAAGUACCCGGGGGUAGCUUGUCUUCUCUUUUGCGCUCCAAAUGGGGUCCUCUGAAAGACAACGAGCCCACCAUCAUUUUCUACACCAAGCAGAUACUUGAGGGUCUAAAGUACCUUCAUGAGAAUCAGAUAGUCCACAGAGACAUUAAGGGUGACAAUGUACUGAUCAACACUUAUAGUGGAGUUUUGAAGAUAUCUGAUUUUGGAACCUCCAAACGGUUAGCAGGGAUUAACCCCUGUACUGAAACGUUUACUGGAACUCUUCAGUACAUGGCCCCUGAGAUUAUAGACCAAGGGCCUCGGGGUUAUGGGAAGCCGGCAGAUAUCUGGUCUCUAGGGUGCACUAUCAUAGAAAUGGCAACAGGCAAAACACCCUUUCAUGAGCUUGGAAGUCCCCAGGCAGCCAUGUUCAAGGUUGGCAUGUUUAAGAUCCACCCCAAGGUUCCAGAGUGCAUGUCAGAUGAGGCCAAAGGUUUCAUCAUGAACUGUUUCGUGCCAAAUCCUGAUGAAAGAGCCACAGCGGCAGAACUGCUUAAGGACCAUUUCCUAAAGUCAUCUACGAAGAAAAAAGCUAAAGCUGUUCAGGAAUCCCUGUCUAUAACUGACUAUCAGCGCAGUAUGUCUGUGCCUAUCUCCAUCCAUGUGGAGGAUACUGAUUCUUACUCUGACUCGGUUGACCUGUCUUGCUCUCUGGACCUGACGAGGUCGCAAUCCUCUCUCAGAGCAGAAGAAAUCUCAGAGAGCCCACCAAGCACCAACAUCUUCCUGUUAAUCCCAGAUGACUCCACAUCAGACAUGAGCAGUCCAUCCUCAACAGAGGAGAGUACUGGCCUUUUUAUGCUAAGAAAGGACAGUGAGAGGAGAGCCACGCUGCACAAAGUUCUCACUGACUACAUAAGUCAUGUUGUGUCUAGUAUACAACAGUCUGUGCCUCAGUAUGGUGAUGGAUCCACGAUCACUCCAGACCACAUCACCAAACUCGUUAUUUGUUUGCGUGACAACAUCCGCUCCCCGGACAGGAAGCAGCUUACCAGCGGCUUGCUGGAGCUUCGAGCUAUGCUUGUAGCUGCCUCAGUACCUCUGAACAGCCUACAGGUGGUGCUGUUUAACUUCCAAGAUGCAGUGAAAAAAGUGUUGAAGCAACAAAAGGUGAAACCUCAUUGGAUGUUUGCUCUGGACAAUCUGCUGAGACAGGCAGUACAGGAUGCCAUAACUGUAUUACUGCCAGAACUCAAACUCCAUCUGCAGUCCUCAUUCGAGAGUGAGGACAACACCUCUGAGGAGCUGUUUGCCGAUCCAGACACUCCUGUAGCUCUAGUCCCUGACCAGCUGGUGGCACCAGCAUACACACAGCAGCCAGCACCAGCAAAUGACGUGCUGCUUAGAGCCAACCCUAAACCUGCAGACUUCAGCCUUAACACCAACUGGCCUCUCAGGGAGGACCUGAGAGAUCUGCGACUGGAGACCAGAAGACUGCUGAAUCAGCUAAGCGAAAAGGAGACAGAGUAUCAUGAGCUACUGAGGAACUCUCUCUGGAGAAAACAACAGCAAAUAGACGCACUGAGGAAAGAAUCAGUCAAUGAGGAUGUGGAGUUGGCUUCACAGAAAAGCUCCAGACCAGAGAAGAAAGCCUUAGUGCGCUGGCUAAAGACUGUCUCCGUAGAUCAAGACACUAUCAACAAGUUGCUCUCUCAUGAGUUCACCUUGGACUGUCUCCUCCGUAUGGCCGCCAAGGAUGACUUGAUGUACUGUGGAAUAAGAGGCGGCAUGCUGUGUCGAAUCUGGGCAGCUGUAACAGCCUACCGGAAGACCCAGCUCAGCACGCACAAUGAGGACAGCGAGGACACCCUUCUUUAAUGGCUGCUGAUGUUACACAUCAAAGGGCAGGUUCAUAGACAGGCUGGCCCUGUGUGUGGUCUGGAGGAACAGAGGCAUUUCAGGUUGCUGAUGUAAAGCAGAUUAAAUUUUGAAUACAUUUUUAGACUGUGAAUGUACUAUAAAAGAGCAUCAGAAGCUUUUUACUUAAAAGCUAGGUCAUGUCAGAAUUUUAUUUUGUUAUAUUAUAUUUUUACAUUUUGGGUGUCAGAAGGUAGAGCUUUAAUUGUAUCUUUAGGAGAUAUUUUUAAAGGUGGAUUUAAUUGGUUUUAAACAUUUCAUCUAGUGACGCUGUUUUCCUGUUUCACGGAAAGCUAAGCAGGAUUUGAAGUUAUUAGAGACUAUAUAUAAGAUUAACUUCUAUUCCUUGUUUGGAAAACAAAUUUUAUUUGUACCAUAAGCCCUUUUAAAUUCAUUUAAAUAAUAAACAGGAAGCAUUUUUUUUAACAGUCAUUCAGACUGGCUUGUUAUCUCCACACAGCCCUUUGUUUCUAACAGGGAGAGGGGUUUUUCAGGGUGUGAUGUAGCAUGGAAGAAGUGAUGUAGUGGUGAACAGUCUUUAAAUUCCACACGUGUGUCCUCAUCUGUUUUCAAUGUGUUGACGUCUCCUUAGAGACAGUGACGUGAACUUUGUGUGUGUGUUGGUCGAUAUGUGUGAUGCAUGUGUGUCUGAGAAGGUCUGUUGUAUGACUUUUUGCUGUUCUGGGUGGUUUCAUGCUGUCUAGUACUUAGUUCUUCAUUUUAUGAAAAAGAGUUAAAUUUUAGGUCUGAGUUUCUUAUGUCUAGACCUAAAAUUUAACUCUUUUUCAUAAAAUGACAAGACUUAAGAGAGAAAGACAAAGAUCAGGAGUGUAACAUUUCAGAAAAAAUUAGACAAACAUUCUUUAGAGAAGAAUGAGGAGAUUCUGAGGAUGUUAUUUAUUUUGACAUGAGUGACAGAAAGGCUGUUUAAUGUCAAAUGCAUGUUAGCUCCAUUCUCUUUCAAUGGGGAUAUGACUUUAGUGGAAGCCUUGGGCUGGCCCAUGCUAGCCAUAGUACUCACUAUUGUGAGUACUAUUCGAGUUAUAUGCAAAAAUACAUGUGCACAAGUAAUAACUAGUAUUUGCUUUUAAGUCCAGCCCUUUAUAGCAAACAUAAAAGCAUUUUCCAGAUGGUGAUGCACAUUAAUAUGCAAUAUACAAAAUUGUGGCAUUUAACCUGCAACCCUGAAUGGAAAAAGUAGAAGAGGAUGGAUGGAUGGAUGGAUGGAUGGAUGGAUGGAUGGAUGGAUGGAUGGAUUGGUGGAUGAAUUUGCAAGUGCCAAAAUUUAACAGCCGUUCUAUUUGUAAAGGCUGAGAAGUUUUAAGCAAAGGUUGUCAACCAGUAGGGGUCAUUGCUGACACGAUGCUGGAGACAAAAUGGGACAAAAUUGAUCUCUUUGGACUGUGUGGCAAAGGAAACCUUGCACAGGGAAGAAUCUGCAAAGUCAGAUUGGAAAGGCAGUCGUCCAGCUCUGGAGAUCUGUGGAUACUGUGGAUAGGUUUAGGAGAAAAUUCCUUAAUGAAGAAUAAAAAGAAAAUGCAAAAAAUGUGAUUUGUGUCUGUGAGGUGUGCCCACAGAUUUCCACAUAUAUCAGUAAGUGCUUUUUACACAUUUAAGUCUGAAGAAACGUCAAAGUUGGAUUGCUCUAGGCUAUCUUUUAACUUUUAUUAACCGUCCUAGUAUUUAAAAAAUGGAUGAAUCCACUAUCAGAACAUCUAACUAAAAUUACAUUUUUCUAUGGUAUACUUGCAAUAUUAAACACUACCGAGAUACUAAUUAAAAUCCACUGUAGCCCAUAUAUCACUCGUACUAUAAUUCAAAACUGGCAUUUCCCUUUCCUGUGUUCACAGAUUUAUGAUAUGCUUUAUUCAUUCGUUGUCAUAAGGUCUGAAAAGCUCUCUACAGACUUGGCCAAAAUACUGAUUAUGUCUGUCUGGCAGUAAAGAUCAAAAGCUCUGAUUUACCUUUGCAAUAAUUUAAGGGGCUCUGCAAAUCGGAAGGUGUAUCUGUAAAUCAAGUAAGGCAUCUGUCUCUUGUGUCCUUGGAUGCUGUCUCAAAGAAAAUUAAUAGCCCUACUACCUAUUAUUUGUUUAUUAAAGCAUGCUAGAUAGACAAAGAAGCAUCCUCUUUAUAGUUAAUAUAUAUAUUUAUAACUUUUGUAUUCACCUCGACUUUUAAAUAAAUCUGUUUUUGAGAUUUGAGUGUUCAAAUGUAUUUCUUUUAGGUAAAUGACAAAAGGUGGUUGCUGUUAUGUCUGGCAGACUAACACUCACAUGAAUUCUUAACAGUGAGUCACAUUGCCUUAAAGAAACAACACAGGCAGCAGCGGCCAUAUUAGAUUCAUUUCCUGAUACACAUAAUUGAAUAUAAUGUGAAUGUAUCCCCCUGAGUCUCGCUUGUUUGAAUAAGCUUUUAAAUCACAGUAGCAUUAGGACUGUACAGCUAAUAGCAUGGAAACUGUUAGCUUUGAUCAGCCAGUAAACUGUGUCAACUUAUUGAUGUGGAGAGACAGUAAAGUCAAGGUUACAUUAUGCUUUGCAUUAUUCACACUGACAGUCCAAUUUGUCUUUUUGUUGCACAUAUAAAUCUGAAAUAUGCUAUUUGUGUUGUUAUUUCUGCACUGUCUGUUUAUCUAUUCUGUUAAGUAUAUUAAGAACAAUGAAUAAAGCUCAUUUCCUUUUAUGUGUACA
Molecule: messenger RNA, 7076 nt
Organism: Oreochromis niloticus (Nile tilapia)
Lineage: Eukaryota; Metazoa; Chordata; Actinopteri; Cichliformes; Cichlidae
Product: mitogen-activated protein kinase kinase kinase 5
Exons: 28
Coding region: 367-4347 (1326 amino acids)
Biological process (GO): cellular response to stress; protein phosphorylation; MAPK cascade
Molecular function (GO): MAP kinase kinase kinase activity; ATP binding
Source: RefSeq, a predicted model, not a curated record